Messenger RNA from Electrophorus electricus (electric eel), 2294 nucleotides. RefSeq names its product G protein-coupled receptor 19 (gene gpr19). Gene Ontology annotation, cellular component: plasma membrane. NCBI's taxonomy places the organism in Eukaryota, Metazoa, Chordata, Actinopteri, Gymnotiformes, Gymnotidae. Gene Ontology annotation, molecular function: neuropeptide receptor activity; peptide binding. Gene Ontology annotation, biological process: cellular response to hormone stimulus; G protein-coupled receptor signaling pathway. The record is from RefSeq and is a predicted model, not a curated record.
CGUCGUAUGAAACGUUGUCGAGGGUCCUGAACGACGCCUUCUUCGAUUAAAUACAGAUUGCGAGUUCUUGGAAGAGGAAGCGCAAGCUCUCGUCGUCACGUGACAAUAUCUCUGCCCAAAAAUCACAUUGAUCAAUUUUGCACAUCCAUAUAAUCGACAAUCGUACAAGCAAGAUUUAGAAAGGAUGGUGCAAGUUGGGAAAAGAAGAGAAAACAUGGUCGGAACGAGGGCCCUUUCAAUAAUGUGUAAGGCGAACAAUAAAGCUUUUUCAACAAGGUGAGGUUUGAACUGACACAGCUACAGAAAUGGUGUAUGCUUUGCCAGUGGAUGCUGUAAAACCCUCCCUGCACUCAACACUCCUCUCAUACCUGAUGCAGAACAAUUCAGAGAGGGACAACUCCUCAGCUCUCCUGACAGGCUCUCCAACAGCUGCCUGCAAUCUGGACUCCUCCCUCUCCUCUCAUCCAAACAGCACCCGAGCCUCCUACGAACUCACCCCAGCAGAAGUGACAGUUCUCGGGCUGAUCUUUGGCUUGCUCUGGCUGGUCUCUGUCCUGGGCAAUGCCCUGGUGUGCCUGGUCAUCCACCGCAGCCGCAGAACCCAGUCCACCACAAACUACUUUGUGGUGUCUAUGGCGUGUGCUGACCUGCUGCUGAGUCUGGGCUGUGCGCCAUUCAUCCUGCUCCAGGUAUCUUCAGGACAUUGGCCUUUGAGUGCAGCGGCCUGCAAGGCAGUGCGUUAUGUCCAGCACUUGUGCCCUGGAGUGCAGGUGUACGUGCUUCUCUCCAUCUGCGUGGACCGUUUUUACACAAUUGUCUACCCCCUGAGUUUUAAAGUGUCUCGGGAAAAGGCCAAGCGCAUGAUCCUGGCCUCCUGGCUUUUUGAUGCAGCCUUCAUCUCGCCAUGUCUCUUUUUCUACGGCUCCUCGUCGGCAAUAGUGGAGAGGCACUGCGAGUUCUUCCUUCCAGACUCCUGGGACGGCCUGGCCUAUUCAGCGGUCCACCUGCUGUUCGGGUUUCUGGCACCAUCGCUCCUCAUCCUGUCCUUUUACCAGAGAGUGGUGCGCUAUAUCUGGAGGAUCAGUGCCGACGGACGCAUGGUGCGCAGAACCAUGAACAUUGUACCCAGGACUAAAGUGAAAACCAUCAAGAUGUUUCUCAUGCUCAACACUGUCUUCCUCCUCACCUGGAUACCCUUCUACGUUGCCCAACUAUGGCAUCCUCGUGAGGCCACUGGCCCUGGAAGACAGGGGGUGCUGUUCUUCAUUGCAAUUGCCUGGAUGUCUUUUAGCUCUACAGCAUCGAAACCCACACUUUACUCAGUGUACAAUGCCAACUUCAGGCGAGGCAUGAGAGAGACCUUCUGCAUGUCGUCGAUGAAGUGCUAUCGAAGCAAUGCAUACACCAUCACCGCCAGUUCACGAAUGGCCAAAAAAAACUAUGUGGGUGUGGUUGAUUUGCCUGUCCCAGCGAAGACUCUCAUUAAAGACUCUGUUUAUGACACGUUUGACCGAGAAGCAAAAGAGAAAAAAUUGGCGUGGCCUAUAAGUGUGAACCCACCAAACACAUUUGUAUGAACUGUCACGCUAAAUAGUGACCAUCAGGGGUGACAUUUUAAGAGUUAUGCUAGCAGAGUCAAAACUCAAGAUGUAAAAAAAUACACGGUGCUAACUCAGGUUCGCAUUUGUGACAUUGUGAAACAAGCCUAGCAUCGACAAGUGCAAAUGUUCUACAGUUCUAUGUGUUGCGGUUAUUCAGACUGAAUCAAACAAGAAGGAAAUGACAGUAGAAAAUGUUUGUCUAAAAACUUGCUCAUGUGUCCAGUCAUUUUAACUUACAGCAGCUCAUGGCAGCCAGCUUUCUACCAGAGCUAAUGCAUUUGUGUUGUUUGUCUGUAGUAUGUUAAAAAAAACUUAAUUGCUUGUAAUUUCUUGUGAUCAUAUACGUCUCAUAAGACAAAACCAAACCAAGAAGUUGGAUGUUAUUUUGUGGAAUAGAAAUGGGCUGAGAGGCAAAGUCUAGUCAUAUACAUGCAGUCUAGAUUUGUUCUAAUCCUAUGGUUGGUCUGUAAGAACCACAGUGACUAUCUUAUGGUGAUAGGUCAAAUAAGAGUUGAGGAAUGUCAAUUGCUUCUACUCCAACAUGGCUGGGCCAUUCUCUGAUGCUGCUGUGAUAAUUUCACUUAAUACCAUGGAGUGUUGCUUUCUAUAUCUUAUACCUGCAUAUGUCCAUAACUGUGUUCGCAAGCCUUUGAUUUUAAAAGUGGUGAGCAAUGAAUAAAGAAUUUGGUUGUA